This is a messenger RNA of Chironomus riparius, 827 nucleotides long. Lineage: Eukaryota; Metazoa; Arthropoda; Insecta; Diptera; Chironomidae. The record is from the annotation of a GenBank genome assembly.
AUCAUUGCUAGGUGUCGAUUUAAUAUUAUAACUUUCAGUUUGUUAUCGGCUAUUCAAUUGCUAGGCAUUACAAACGUUUAGACAUGAAAAAAUUAGUGCAAAUCAAUUUGUUAUUAAUAGGAAUCUGUUGUUCAUUUGUAAACUUGCAAGAUUCAUCAAAUGUAUUUCCAUUGUGCAGCAGAAGAUAUCCAGAUAUUGGACAAUGCAUUCUUAAAGCCCUCAAUAAGCUUAGACCAAAUUUGGCUUCAGGAAAAUUAGCUCCAGAUUUUUAUAUAGAUCCAUUGGAUCCAUAUGUCCUUCCAAAUUAUGAGUUAAGACGUGGACUUCUUACUGUCAAAUUUUAUGAUAUUUAUAUAAUUGGUGCUACAGGCUUCAAACUCAAAGGCCUUCGUGCUUAUUUUGAAGGUGACUACUUAAAAUUCAUGCCGCACAUAGAAUAUGACAUAUUAAAUGUAUCAGCAAAGUACAGUAUUGAUGGACUUGUGUCGUUCCCACAAACGGGAGAAUUUUCACUUUCUAUACUUGAUGCAAGCAUUCAUGGAAAUGGAAGUGUUCACAUAAUUAAAAGAGAUGGAAACGAAUAUUUUAAAAUUGAGCAAGCAAAAUUGAAAUUUGAUAGACUUCAAGUUGGAAAUGUAAAGUUUUCAUUUCCAAUAGGAAGAUUGAUGGAACCAGGGCCAGUUUUAAAUUCAUUUUUAAAUAUUUUUGAUGGAAUUCUAUUUAAAUUCUUAUACAAAGUUUUUGAAGCUCGAAUCGAUGAAGUUCAUUUGGAUGUUGCAAAUAAUUUCAUUAAAAAUGUUCCUGUAAGUUAUUUUUUCAGUGAUUAG